CAGCAGCAGCGUUAUUCAAACAACCUGCUGUAGGGCUCUGCUGCUCUGCUGCUCUGCUGCUCCCGACGCUCUGUCUCUUUGCUGGGUGCGUGUUUCUGUUCAGCACACCGAUGAGAGCAGCAGCAGCCGGGCAUCGUCAUGGAGAUUGCAGAGGACAGAGCGCCGAACGCAGGGGCGGAGAUCACAGCGCUCUUGAGAAGGAAUGUCAUUGAGCGUCGGAGAACGAAGAGCACCACCUUCUGCGAGCUUUGCAGUCCUGUGCUUCUCCUGUGCGUUCUAGUCUACGGCUACUAUUUAUCGGAUGUGCUAGUUUUCCCAGAGAAGGUGUAUUCUUCUGUUCGGCUAGACCUUCCUGGAGGCUUCGGCAGGCUGCUGCCAUUGGCCCGCCUCUACAGCCAGAACCUAGCGAAUACUAGCCUGCCAGCUGUCGGGCCUUCGAGCGCAACCGUCGGCGGUGGGGCAGCCCCCAAUUCUACCGUCGAUGCCGACGAAGGCAUGGGCGGCUUGGACGGUAGCGGCGACGCGGACGGGCUGGCGUUUGGGGACGUGAGAGACAUCUUCAAGGAGAUGACCGGCCUGUUAGACGGUCCUUGUCCGGUGCCGGACCUUGAUCAGUUUGUCGGGCUUGGGACGGCCGUAGUCCGAGAUCUAGCUGAUAAUGCCUACGCCUCGGUGGUCAAUAGCAUGGAGUCCGGGUGGGUGUUUGGUAACUUGAUCACCCAAGGGACUCUGCACUUCGCUCCUGCGCGAGAGCCGGCUGUGGGCGAACUGGUGUCUUGGCUGUCAAACACGUCCACUGGGUUCGGCCGUUUGACUCAUCGCGUCCACGAAUCAGAGGAUGAUGCCGUCGCCUACGCCUUGGAUCACCUCGAGGAGAGGACGUGGGCGGUCAUCUCGCUCGACGAGGUGGCCGACGGGAGGGUCGAUUAUACCAUCCGCGUCAACUUCACAACGGUCCCCAACACCAACACCGUCGUCGACAUGAUCGCGAUCGGGUUGGAUCCGAGCUUUCGGUCGUACUACCUGAGCGGGUUUCUCACGCUACAGGCAACGCUCGACCGAUUCAUGUUCGACCGCGCGUUGCCGGCCGCAUCAUCACCCUCCGGGGAAAAACAAUCCGAGGAAGGGUCCGAGGAACCAUCCGGCGGUUUCGCGUGCGUCCCGCCCGACGUCGUUGGGGUGCCCUUUCCCACGGCAGCGUACGACCAGAACUUGUUCUACGCCGCCGUUGGUUAUCUCUUGGGACUCGCCAUGACCAUGAGCACGAUGUAUCCGCUGUCUCGGCUGGUGAAGGGAAUCGUGGAGGAGAAGGAGAGCAGGGUGCGUGAGACGAUGCGCAUCAUGGGCCUCCGGGUGUGGUGCCACGAGCUGUCCUGGCUCAUCACUGGAGCCGCGGUGUUCGCCUUCAUCGCUGUCACGGUGGCCGCGCUGCUGUCGUGGACCUUCCUACCCCUGGCGGACGGGACUCUUGUGCUGGUCUACAUGGCCUCCUUCACGCUCAGCGAGGUCGGCAUGGCGCUCUUGGUGUCGUCUGUGUUUUCGAAGGCGAAGCUAGCGUCGAUUGCGGCACCGUGCGUGUUGUUCGCCGGCGUCCUCCCGAGGUACAUCUUCUACGGGUCCAACAGACACGAGGCCCCACGAUCGAAGACGGUCGCAUCUUUACUGUCCCCGGCGGCCUUCACCUUCGGCGCGGACUUCAUCGCGGACUACGAGUACGCGGGCAUCGGGGCCGGGUGGGGGAACUACGACGAGGGCGACUACUCUCUCCGCACCUCCAUCGCCAUGAUGUUAUUCGACGCGGUGCUGUACGGCCUCCUCGCAUGGUACCUGGACAAGGUGGUAACCCCGGAGUUCGGUACUUCUCGCGACCCGCUCGAGGCCCUCACGUCCGUCCCACGAGCCGCCUUCCGGUGGGUUUCGCGGUACGGUUUCCCGGCGCGUUUUGCUUCCCGCGGGUGGGCCCCCGUCCCACAGACCGACCGGGAUAACGGGAACGACGCUCCAUCGCCGGAGGAGGGGCGGCCGCGGGGAGGGGGGGUGGAAGUGGACGGGGGCGCCGCCGAUUUCGAGCCACUGGGGGGUGAAGCAGAGGGGGGAAGGGAGGGCGUCGUAAUCAAGCGGUUGAGGAAAGAGUUCGGCGGUAAGGUGGCGGUUGCGGGGCUGGACCUGCGGUUGCGGGUGGGAGACAUCACGUGCCUUCUCGGGCACAACGGGGCCGGAAAAUCGACGACAAUCUCGAUGCUCACAGGGCAACUGGGGGCCACCAGCGGAGAUGCCCUCGUGUGGGGGCUUAGCGUGAGGGACAACUUGCACAAGGUUCGGCAGAGCAUCGGCAUCUGUCCCCAGCACGACGCCCUCAUGCCGCUGCUGACCGCGCGGGAACACAUGGAGAUGUACAUGGACAUCAAGGGCAUCAGGCCAGACCUCAAGGGGCCCCUGGUAACGAAGAAGCUCCGGGAGGUGGGCCUGCUGGAGAAGGAGCACACCCCGUCCAUGAACCUUUCGGGGGGGCAGAAGCGGAAGCUCAGUGUCGCGCUGGCCCUGACGGGCUCCCCCGCUCUCUGCAUCUUGGACGAGCCUACCUCUGGGAUGGACCCGUACUCCAGGCGCUUCACGUGGGACCUGCUGCGGAGAGGGCGGGCGGGUAGGUGCACCUUGCUCUCGACCCACUUCAUGGAGGAGGCCGAUCACCUCGGGGACAGGGUGGCGAUUCUGCGAAAGGGGGAGCUUAGAUGCGCUGGGAGCCCUCUGUUCCUCAAGAGCCGGUUCGGUCUGGGCUACAAGCUGACCCUCGUCAAGGCCGAGGAAUCGUUCGAGCCCAACAGCCUGACUAGUCUGGUUCUUUCGCAUGUCGAAGAUGCCGAGAUGCUCUCCGCCGCGGGCGGCGAGAUUUCUUUCAGGUUGCCCCGAGGAAAGUCUCAGAAAUUUCCCGGUCUGUUCCGAGCCCUGGAGGCCGGGAGGGAAGCGAUGGGAGUCGGGGGUUACGGCGUUUCGAUCACCAGCCUGGAAGAGGUCUUUCUCAGUCUUGAGAGAGAGGGUAAGAUGACCGACGCUCACCAUCCCGCCCAGGGCAACGGUGGGCGACAACAACACGCCGCCGGCGACGGUUUCAGGCUCGGGGAAGGGGUCGCCGGGACAGCAGGCGGCGGAGUACCUGGCAAAGGCCGCGGCAGAGGGCGAAGCCUUCGGCACCGGCGAGGCUUCGGGCGAGACUCGAACGCUGCCGGCGGUGGCGACAAAGGGUGGGCAAGCGCGGCACCGGGACAGGUGUGCGAGGUCGAGAUGCAGAGCAUGGCACCGGCGGCGGCGGUGGAGGCCGAGCAGAUGCCGCCGGCUGGGAAGCACCACGGCAACGGGGGCAAUAACCACCACGACGACCGAGCGAGCAAGAGAGGCGCCCCUGGCUACACAGCCUUCUCCCGCGACGAGGAGGAGCUUGCCUCCAUCCUGGCGGAGGCCGAAGGGGACGACGUCGGCCCCGGGGGCGACGCAGAAUCGCCCUCGGGCGCGACGCGCGGCGGCGGGGCGGCACAGGCAGCCGAGGCGACCAGCUCGUCUGCUGGUAGAAGGGAGGGGGGCGCAGCGACCCACAGUGAGGGCAGGGGUAAAGGGGCCGCCGCGGGGGCGGGCCUGAGGGAGCAGCUGCGCUGGCUGCUGUGGAAGAGGAGGGUGGUGGCCCAGCGGGACUGGCGAGGGGGUCUGUAUCAGAUCGUCCUGCCCGCCGUGAUGGUUGCCCUCGUCCUGGUUCUGCUCACCAUCGACGUCAAGCUGGCUGGGCCGUCGCUCGCCAUGUCCGCUGGGAUGUUCGGGAGUCCUACCCAGGUGCUGUACACCGAAGGCGACGGCGAAGGGCUUCCCGAAGGGAAUACGUUCGCCAACGUCGCCAGGGAGACAGAGGCUUGGACGCGAGUAGACGAAGGGGCGGGUCUCACCGCCCCUACCAGCUCCGGCCUCUCGCGCUUCAUGCUCGACACCUACAACACCGGCGGGAUGAUCACCACGUCCUCGGACGAUGGGGACGACGUCGAUGUGUCCGUCGAAACUGACACCUCCGAUGAAGCAGCAGCAACAACGCCGUUGGACGGCGGCGGCGGCGGCCGCCCCCCCCGCUACGGCGCCUUCGUUUUCGGAGACCGCAUCCCCGUUAACUUGACGGUAGACUGGGACAGCUUUCGGGAGAACCCGGAGAUGCUGGCGUCGGCGCUGGAGAUCGUGGGCGAUGACGUCAUUCCGGCGGAGGGCGGGGAGUUCGAUCUCCAGGCCGUGGAAGACCUCCUUCCAGGAGGCGGAGGCACCAACAGCAGCAAAGCUCUCGAGGACGCGCUGGCGUGGGCCAGGGGCAGAAACUGGACCAACGAGUGGGGUGUCCUGGUGGACGAGGACCCAACGGUUCGCUUUACCGAGGCGGAGUACCUGCCUCAGAACUCACAGCUCAAGUUGGACGGAGUCGUCCUCUCUGUGAGGGUCGACAACCAGACGCAGGACCUAGAGCUGGGAGAGGUGAAGCUGAGCGUGGAUGACGUGCUAACCGCUCUUCCCCCAGGGACCGUCCGCUACGAUCAGGGGGUGCUGCAGCCUAACCGCAUCCUCACCACGGUUAUGUUCAACAGCACCGCGUGA
Messenger RNA from Ectocarpus sp. CCAP 1310/34, 4620 nucleotides. The record is from the annotation of a GenBank genome assembly. NCBI's taxonomy places the organism in Eukaryota, Phaeophyceae, Ectocarpales, Ectocarpaceae.